This is a messenger RNA of Nelumbo nucifera (sacred lotus), 832 nucleotides long. Its product is annotated as protein CutA, chloroplastic. The record is from RefSeq and is a predicted model, not a curated record. NCBI's taxonomy places the organism in Eukaryota, Viridiplantae, Streptophyta, Magnoliopsida, Proteales, Nelumbonaceae. Gene Ontology annotation, molecular function: copper ion binding. Gene Ontology annotation, biological process: response to metal ion.
AGGUGUGAGGUGUGGCGAGGAAGAGAUUCCAGACAGAACUCUAUUAUGACUUUAUAUUAUUGUGACAGGGUUGAGAAGGGGAAUGGCGUCAGCACUAUGUUGUAGAACCUCUUCGCCGAUCUUCUCUCGCUCUCCUUCUUCUCUGCUCCGUCGCCGUCUACCACUGGUCGGAGCCUUUUGCGUGCUCAGUUUGGGUAUAACCAAUCUCAGCCCAGCACUUUCAUCCUCUUUCAAGACGGGGUGCGCACAGUCUCUCCCUUUCGUCUCUUUCAUACGGUCACGCUUUGCUAACCAAGCAUCUGCCAAAGACGUUCCUAAUACCGGAAUGGAAAGCGUCACCAGAGUUGUUCCAAGUAUUGUUGUUUAUGUUACCGUCCCGAAUAGAGAAGCAGGGAAGAAGCUGGCAGAGAGCAUAGUCAAAGAAAAACUUGCAGCAUGUGUCAACAUAGUACCAGGAAUUGAGUCAAUCUAUGAGUGGCAGGGUCAGAUCCAUAAGGAUAAUGAAGAAUUACUUAUAAUUAAGACCAGGGAAUCCCUUUUGGAAGCUCUAACAGAGCAUGUCAAAGCUAAUCAUGAAUAUGAGGUUCCUGAAGUCAUUGCCCUGCCCAUUAAAGGUGGCAGCCUCCAGUACCUGGAGUGGCUAAAGAACAAUACAAGGAACUGAUAUCCUUAUGCCUGGUGAGAGUGCUAUUAAAAGUGGUCGUUUUGAGUGGACAAGGAUUUCAAUAGGUAUUUCAUUUUUUCCCCCUACUAAACGGUGAAUAUCAGCUGUAUAUUCAGGCUGCUGAGGCCUUUAGUUGUGGAUCAUAAUGGAACGUUUAGUUCUUGCCUC